CACGCAUGUGUUGCUCCCUACUGCAGCAACGUGCAUCAGUUCCUCUCUGACCCCAGCGUUGAUCUGCAUUCAAACUGAGGCUCCGCUGCUUUUCUCAGCUGCUCGAUAUUACUGUAGCUUAGAGGGGGGGCUUCGCCGUCUGAGGCAGUUUUAAGGCCCUGCUAGGCAGUCGAUUCGGCAACAGCAAAAAAACAAAACAAACACACACACAAAAAAACAAGCGAUACGAAAUCCAAGCAUUCGGCUCGCAUCGAUUUUGUUUUGGCUGCUUUCACUCCACCGCACGUCCGCCUCGGGUCUAGAUUUGCAGACCCGCUCCUACUAACGUGCGUAAUGUAUGUAGAGAGGAAACACAGUAAAUAGACGGACACGUCCAUCUGCAAUAAAGAGGAAACGAAGAUGGUGAUGAUGGCUUCACCAAAUGUAGCCUCCAAAUGCUCGACAGCAAUGGCGAAGCCUUCCCUCCCCUUGAAGCUGUUUCUCUGGGUGUUUAUUGUCGUUAAUCUCCCUACAAGCUCCUUCCAGACUGAUGACGAUGAUGAAGUGUCUAACAAGACGUGGGUGCUGACUCCCAAAGUGUAUGAGAGUGACGUCACACACAUCCUAAACAGCCUACUAGAUGGAUAUGACAACAAACUCAGACCUGAUAUUGGAGUCAAGCCAACAGUGAUCCACACAGACAUGUUUGUCAACAGCAUUGGUCCAGUAAAUGCCAUCAAUAUGGAAUACACCAUCGACAUCUUUUUUGCUCAGACCUGGUACGACAGAAGGUUAAAAUUCAACAGCACGAUGAAGGUUCUGCGUCUCAACAGCAACAUGGUGGGGAAGAUCUGGAUCCCAGACACUUUUUUCCGCAACUCAAAGAAGGCCGAUGCUCACUGGAUCACCACACCCAAUCGCAUGCUUCGAAUCUGGAAUGAUGGUCGAAUACUCUAUACCCUCAGGUUGACCAUCGAUGCAGAGUGCCAGCUUAAACUGAACAACUUCCCAAUGGAUGAGCACUCAUGUCCCCUGGAGUUUUCAAGCUAUGGCUACCCCAGAGAGGAGAUUGUGUACAAGUGGAAAAGAAGCUCAGUGGAGGUUGGUGACAUUCGCUCCUGGAGGCUCUACCAGUUCUCCUUUGUGGGCCUGAGGAACACCUCUGAGGUUGUCAGGACUGUCUCAGGAGACUACGUGGUGCUGACCGUCUUCUUUGACCUGAGCAGGAGAAUGGGCUACUUCACCAUUCAGACCUACAUCCCAUGCACCCUGAUUGUUGUCCUCUCCUGGGUAUCGUUCUGGAUCAACAAGGAUGCAGUACCUGCCAGGACAUCAUUAGGUAUCACCACUGUGCUGACCAUGACCACGCUGAGUACAAUUGCCAGGAAAUCCCUUCCAAAAGUUUCCUAUGUGACUGCCAUGGACCUCUUUGUGUCUGUCUGCUUCAUCUUCGUCUUUGCAGCGCUUAUAGAGUAUGGCACGCUGCACUACUUUGUCAGCAACAGGAAGCCGAGUGCCAAAAAGGACAAGAAGAAGAAAAACCCGCUCCUCCGGCUCUUUUCCUCAAAGCAGACACCCACGGUAGACAUCCGUCCACGCUCUGCCACAGCCAUUCAGAUGAACAACGCUACGCAUAUGCAGGAGCGAGACGAGGAGUACGGUUAUGAGUGUCUGGACGGGAAGGACUGCACCAGUUUCUUCUGCUGUUUCGAAGACUGCCGCUCCGGAGCCUGGCGGCACGGCAGGUUGCACAUCCGCAUCGCCAAGAUAGACUCGUAUGCACGCAUCUUCUUCCCCACUGCUUUUGGUCUUUUCAACCUGGUCUACUGGGUUUCCUAUCUAUAUCUCUAGGCCGGGGUGUGGAGCCAGCCUAAUCAUACAGUUCAUUACAUUCUACAUAUGCUCUGCGGCAGCAAGGGACAUUUUGAAGGAGGGGACCCACUGAAACACCCAACGAUAUGAUUCAAAGCAUUUCCUCUAAUUCCUUGGUUUUAAUCUCUCAUUUGAUAACUUUUACAGACAUUGCAAAUGUUGUAGCAUUACAUUUAACUGGUAUGAAGAGGUUUGUAGAUGUGUUGUGAAAGCAUCGAUUGUGUGAGCAAUUAACAAGAAUCUUAGUUUAGUUUUUGUGUUCAUGAUUUUAUUUUAGACCUUUUAUCUGGAAUUUCCUGUUAAUUUCUUCUCAAUGGGAUUUUUACCCAUUGUUUAUUUUUAGACAAAUGUGUUCCUUGCAUAGUAAACAGCUUAAAUAAAUAGCAAUUCAGAUCACAGCAAAUGCCUAUCAGAAAACUCUAAAAGACAUUAACUGUGUUUUAUCACUUAUUUUCACUUGGGUUUUUUUUUCACUUUUUUUCAACAUGCUAAAACACAAAAUCUGAUGCACUUUAAUAGAGCUGUAUUAGACAGUGACAUUACAAUUCAUUUUGACGAUGCUAAUUUAUUUUCAAUUGAUUUAGCUUAAAUGUUGGUACAAUUAGACAUUGUAUUUUUCAUGUGUGGUCAGAAAGAGAAGAUGCUGUUUAUGGACAAUGCUCAACUGUACAGAAACUGUAUAUAUUUUACUAUUACAUAGUGGUUUACAUUUAUUGCAUGCACCUUUCAGGCCAGAAAUCCACAGGUUUUAUGGUCUUCUAUUGUUGGCUAUGGAAACAAAAAAUGAGCAUUGUUGAUUAUCAUUCAGGACUUAAUUAUACUUUUUUCUAGGAAAACUGAAAUUUUAAUGAUAAAAAUGCGCCCAGUUUAUGUUUUUAAGUUGAGGAAUCGUCUUUGCAUACAGGUGGGACGAUCAGCCCAGAGUUUCAGGCAAAGCGACUGGUUUAAUCAUUUUCCUCGCAGCCAUUAGCUUACAGUAUAGACAACACUGACCUCUCAUCCUCUUCUCCAUUUGCUGUUAAAAGCGAGCAUUUCCAUAAUGACACACUGCUGUUGUAUUUUGGUUAUGCAAGCUUUUACGAGACAAACUGGGCUAAAAAAAAGGUUUUCUUAUAAAAACAAAUAUUUUUUUGCUCUUUACAUUAGCAGAGUGAUAACUGCAACUGCAUAACCAGGCUGAGUGUUGCCUUCAAAUAGAGGAAUUCAGACUAAUCUACACUUUAAUGCAAAUGUCUAUUGAGACAGCUGCAGGGUAUUUUGAAAUCCCUGCAGUUAAAUAGGGUUCAUUAUGUCAUCUUUCUAAAAUGAGCAACAAAACAAACAAAAAUAUGAAUUGAUAAUAAAUUAAGACCUUCAUUUUAGUAAAAAAAUGAUCAGCUUGUGUCAAGAACAGAUGUGGAAGCCUAUAAUCAAGCAGCUCAAUUCUUGUCUCUUUGAAAAGAACCACAUUGGGAAUGUAAAUGAUCACAUAUUGGGCAGAAUAUUCCUUUUUUUUUUUUUUUUUUUUUUUUUUACUUUUUUCCCAUUCAAAUUUCCUUUGAAUGCAGUAUUGCGUGAGGAGAGCAGAGAACACAGCGAAAAUAUCUGAACUGUAAAUGUUGUGUAAGAUAACGUAUAACAGUCUUGAAUUACAGCCCCUAACAGAUCAAUUUUGAUAGACACCAGUAUGCAACAAAUGGAGACAGUGCUUCAGUAUGAAGUGUAAACUCACAAGGAAUAGGUGUAAAUCACAUUGUUUAUGUACAUAAAUUAUAAACGGAAGAAAACACUUGUCAAGCCCUUGGGAUUUUGUAAAAGGGUAUAUAUUUUGUAAUUUCAGCAUAGUUACAGUAUAUCAUCAUACAGUAUACUAGACUUAUUGUAUUAUGCUGGACUGAACCGUGUAGAAUACUUGGGGGUAAUGGGGUAUUUAUUUAUUUAUUCAUUGAUGGUAUUUAUUUAUUUAUUUUAUUGAAAGAAAAUGUAUUUUAUGUUCAUAUAGCCCCUGAAAAGAAACACAGAAUGCUGUCAUUUAUAACAAAGAGACAUUUUUGUUUGAUGUGUCAAUGGAGCUUGAGCUUAUUUAUCUUGUGUUUUCUAUGUUGUGAUUGAUGUACACUACUCUCACAAAGGCCUGUCAAACUUGUUAUAUCUGUUGAAUUAGUAAGUUGCAACAUUACCUGUUGUGCAGCUUCUGAGUAGUAAACUUUUCUUAGGGGAAAAAAAACAAAAAAAAUAACUGUUCCCAAGCCACCAGAAGAAGAAUAUUUGCUUGUCUAAGUGACUAUUAAUUAUUUACACUUUUUCCACCGCCACAAGUUUUCAUUGGUCUUGAUAUUUGCCAUCAUUAAUAAAGCAUAAGUGAUGAUACUAA
Molecule: messenger RNA, 4204 nt
Organism: Micropterus salmoides (largemouth bass)
Lineage: Eukaryota; Metazoa; Chordata; Actinopteri; Centrarchiformes; Centrarchidae
Gene: gabrg2
Product: gamma-aminobutyric acid type A receptor subunit gamma2
Exons: 10
Coding region: 400-1830 (476 amino acids)
Biological process (GO): synaptic transmission, GABAergic; monoatomic ion transmembrane transport; gamma-aminobutyric acid signaling pathway
Cellular component (GO): synapse; GABA-A receptor complex; dendrite membrane
Molecular function (GO): inhibitory extracellular ligand-gated monoatomic ion channel activity; transmitter-gated monoatomic ion channel activity involved in regulation of postsynaptic membrane potential; GABA-gated chloride ion channel activity
Source: RefSeq, a predicted model, not a curated record